AUGAUGGAGUCUGAGAAGAAACCUGAGAGUGAAGAUGAAGAUGUGUACAGGGUGGCAGAAGGCUCAAGGACUUUAUCUCACACUGUGGCUGGUGGACCUGCACUUGCUGGGAGAGAGUCUCCUGAGAAUUCCACAAGCAAAAGGGGCUUUUCAGAAUCAUCUGACGCCAACAGUGUCACUGUGGAGGCAGCCAUACAGACACCUGCUUUCAAACGAAGAAAAUUAUCUGAAGUAGAGCCCCUUAAGUCUGAGGAGCAGGUUGCCCAAGGGUCAGAAGUGUCCUCAGGCCCAGAGACAGAAGGGGGGCUCCUGCUAGGGUCAGCUGUGCAAGAGCCUUUCCUGAAGGCCUGCCCUGGCCCUCCCAGCACCUUCUCUUCGUGCAGCUCCAUUUCCGCUGAAGCUGUUCCUUUUAGAAUAGACGCUGAAGAAAAGGCUGCCCAGGACACGAAUUCCCUUGAAUCUGGGAGAGAGCCUCCUUUGCCCCUUGAAGAGACAAGUGCAGCCUGUGCGCUCGGAAAUGGGGAUCCAGCUUUCAAGUGUGACGAGUGUGGCCACUUGUUUUCUUCCAGCGUGGAGCUGGAGAAACACACAGACUCUCACCUGUCACCAACGAAAGGACAGGCCUGCUCGCACCGGGAUGCCCAGGCAGAGAGCAGCAGCGUAGCUUUGCAUAUGCAUGUCAGACAGGCCCAGGGGCCCCAGAAAGCCUUUUCUUGUGAUCUUUGUGGUUUUCAGUGUGUGGAAGAAAACCGGCUGAACAUGCACUACCUUGGCAAAACUCAUCUCCGGCGCCAGAACUUGGUUGCCCGGGGAGGAUUUGUUCAGAUCCUGACCAAACCACCAUUUCCUAAAGAAUCGUGCACCCUGGGAGCAAAACAUAUUCAGACGAAAACAAGAGCUUCUAAGCCAGUAGCAAAGAACAGUGACCUGAAAGGUCUGCAUAGUGCUCCGGGUGGACUGAAGGAGCUCCCAGAAGACCUUCCUGCCCCUAGUAGUGCUGGGGACAUGCUGCCAUCUAGCAGUGUCUUGGGAAAGGCAGGGAUUGCUGGGGAAGCUGUGACUCCCCCUGGUGCAGCACAGAACCCCGAAAGCCAGAGCACAAACUCAGGAGCUUUAGCAACUUCUGAGGGUUUCUCGAAUAGCCUAGCACUUCUGAGGAACCCUGUCCAGAUUGCUCACAGUCUCAGCUCAGCACCAAGACUGAGACAUGAGCGCAGCCUGCUCAUGAUGGGGAGCAGUUUCCGACGGCGGAGUGGCCUCAAGGGCCAGGCCAAGAAAAGGUUUGGCCUUUUAGGAAUUAGUAAAAGAGGAAGCAGUGAAACUCAGAGGAUGUACCUGAAACAUUUGAAAACACAGCUAAAAGCAAGUGGCACACAGACUGUAUCUCCUCAUCCCGAGGUCAGUGGCAGCUUCCACACUUCAGAUGUGACUUAUGCAGCAGCCCAGGCCCCAAAACAGGACAAAAGAAGCCCCCAUCUCCUGUGCUCCUUGGACUCUCUGACAACAGGGCCAGCUUCUGACCAUCAGGUGUUGUGCGCUUGUACAGACUGUGACCAGAUAACUACUGCCGGGAUGGAACUGGAAAUCCAUACAAAAAGGUGCCAUGCAAGAGAGAUAGUGUUUUCCUGCCAGGCAUGUGACUUUUCCUGUAUGUCCCAGAGGGACCUAGACGAACAUUUGCACAAUGACCAGCAUCAGCAAACUGCCUCCCUGCUCCAUUGUCAGUGUUGCUCAUUUAUCUCUGUGAAUGAAAUAAAUCUUCGAGACCACAUGAAGGAACAGCAUAGUAUGGGUUUCCUCUGCAUUCCUUGUAACCUGUUUUUCUUGUCUGAGAAAGAUAUGGAAGAACACAGAACUACUGAGAAGCACCUGCAUUUAUCAGUUUCAACAAAGCCUUCCCAACCAUUCGAACAUGAUUUGGCCAUACCGUCUUUACCGUUGGGUACUUUAGAGCCAGCAAAUACAAAAGUUUCUCUGAGUGAGUCAGAAAAAACAACUCAGGAAGAACCUGUCAAGUCCAGGCUAAACCAGGGGAACGAAGUGCGGCAUGCAAGUAAACCUCAGUUCCAGUGCAAGAAGUGUUUUUAUAAAACCAGGUCAUCCACAGUUCUCACCAGGCACAUAAAGCUUCGUCAUGGCCAAGACUACCACUUUCUCUGUAAAGCAUGCAAUCUUUAUUCUCUGAGCAAAGAGGGAAUGGAGAAGCACAUUAAGAGGAGCAAGCAUCUUGAGAAUGCUAAGAAAAAUAAUAUUGGAUUAACUUUUGAAGAAUGCAUCGAAAGAGUCUGGAUAGGUGCAAAUGACAAAAAGGAAGAGUUGAACAUGUCUGGUAAUGGGAGGCCAGAUGGCCUUGGCGACCCCAUGCCACUGCAGGAGCAGUCCUGUCUUGAGAAGAUAUCGCUCACUCCCAAGGACCUUUCCCAGUCAGGCCUGGUCACCAAAGAUGAGACCUUAGUUCUGAACACCACUCCCAAGAGAGGCCGACCGAAAGGCAGUCUAUCCCGGACGUGUUCACACUGUGGACUUUUGGCUUCGAGCAUCACAAACUUGACUGUGCACAUCCGACGGAAACACAGUCACCAAUACAGUUAUCUCUGCAAAGUGUGCAAGUAUUACACUGUCACCAAAGGAGACAUGGAACGCCACUGUGCCACCAAGAAACACAAAGGCCGUGUAGAAAUUGAAACGAGUGGAAAACAAAGUUCAGAUAUCAUUAUUGGCCCGGAAGCGGGCCACCUGGAAGCCUGUAGAAAGAGCCCCAAUUCUGAUGAACUUGCUAACAAGGCAGGUGGAUCAGGUGCUUCCCUUUCCGAGAAGGCAGUAACAGAACAAGGAAAUGCGAUUGAAGUUGAGGUGGAGAGUGUGUUUCAUUCGGUGGAUGGGGAUGCUGGCAGCGGUGCCGUGGACAAAAGCGGACAUAUGUCUCUCGAGCCAGACAACCUCCUUGAGCAGGAGGAGGUGUGCUGUCAGAGAGAUGUUGUAGGCCCCCGUGAUAAUAAGUGUGGCCACUGCGACUUUAACACCCACUCUUGUGCUUCCCUUGAACUGCACAUAAAGCGCAAACACACCAAGGAGUUUGCUUUCUAUUGCAUGGCGUGUGAUUACUACGCAGUGACCCGCCGUGAGAUGAUGAGGCACGCAGCCACCGAGAAACACAAGCUGAAGCGACAGGCCUACCUGAACUCUUCCAGUGCCGAAGCCAGUUCCGGAGAACUGUCCAGCGAUGGCCUUCUGCCCGAAGAGCAGCACCAGCAGCCCUGCGAGGAGUUCCGCGUCAUCUCACACCAGCAGCCCGAGACCCUUCACUCUGGCUCUCCUGUGGAUCCUUGUGUUUUGGAGGAGGAGGCCCAGUUACACCUGCCAAAAGCUCUCUGUGCUUCACACUCUGCAGACACGGUGACUCUAGGAGAAUCGAACCUCUGUGAUAACCGUCCCUUAUAUGAAACCCUCCAGGAGCCCCCAGUCAAAGAUAAAGUCCUGGGCUCAGCGGAGAUGGUGUCACUUCAAAUCUCCGCUGACCUCAGCUUCUCAAGCAAAGCACAGUAUGAAAACUCAGGAGGUUCAGCUUUGAAUGACAAGAAAGCAGAAAGAGACCACACCGAGACAGAUGUCACUGAUGGUCUUACUGUGCAUUGCGAAGGUGGUGGGGGCAGUCUGCGAGAUAGUAGCGAUGCUGCCAUCCGUGAUCACAUAUCUUCUGGGGUUCUGACUGGGGAGCAUUCAGCUGAAAACACCACCCCUGCCAUGAUGGGAACUGCAGCGAAAGAGCUGGAACCGGAUAGUGAGGGGCAGAACAAAGAUGGAGGUGUUGAGCCUUCAGGAGAUUGGACUUGUGCACAAGAGGACCCUGUCUUAGAAAACAAGAUCCUUGUGAAUUCACAGCAGGAAAGUAAAAUUAUUUUGGAGGAGGAUGGUUCGGCUUCUGACAGCAGGGUAGAAAGCAGUGGCCUGUAUGAAACCAUCAUCAGUAUUGACGAGAAGGGUCAGACUGUGUAUGGCUUUGGCCAGUUUGAUUCCUCCAUCAUCAGAAUAAAGAACCCUGAAGAUGGGGAACUGAUGGAGCAGCCUGAAGAAGGCCUCCUAGAAGCUGGAGUGAGAAUCAGCGAGUUGCCUUUAAAAGACAGUGCUCAGGGGUUGAAAAAGAAGAAAUUGGAAGGCAGCUCCUUCAGUGAAUCCACGCGAAUCCGCUGUGAUGACUGUGGCUUCUUGGCAGACGGUCUGAGUGGACUCAACGUGCACAUAGCCAUGAAACACCCGACCAAGGAGAAGCACUUCCACUGCUUACUCUGUGGCAAGUCCUUCUACACGGAGAGUAACCUCCACCAACACUUGGCCAGUGCUGGCCACAUGAGGAAUGAGCAGGCCAGCGUGGAAGAACUCCCAGAGGGCGGGGCCACCUUUAAAUGUGUGAAGUGUACAGAGCCCUUUGAUUCUGAGCAGAAUUUAUUCCUGCAUAUUAAAGGCCAGCAUGAGGAACUGCUGCGGGAGGUGAACAAGUACAUAGUGGAAGACACAGAGCAAAUCAACCGGGAGAGAGAGGAGAACCAGGGCAAUGUGUGCAAGUUCUGUGGGAAGAUGUGUCGGAGCAGCAACUCCAUGGCCUUCCUGGCACACAUUCGCACUCACACAGGAUCAAAACCGUUCAAGUGCAAGAUCUGCCAUUUCGCAACAGCUCAGCUUGGUGAUGCCAGGAACCAUGUCAAAAGGCACCUUGGGAUGAGGGAGUACAAGUGUCACAUCUGCGGAGUUGCUUUUGUAAUGAAGAAGCAUUUAAAUACUCACCUACUUGGCAAACAUGGAGUUGGCACCCCCAAAGAAAGGAAGUUCACGUGCCACCUGUGCGACCGAAGCUUCACCGAGAAGUGGGCCCUGAACAACCACAUGAAGCUGCACACGGGUGAGAAGCCCUUCAAGUGCUCCUGGCCCACCUGCCACUACUCCUUCCUUACGGCCUCGGCCAUGAAGGACCAUUACCGGACCCACACAGGCGAGAAGUCAUUCCUGUGUGACCUGUGUGGCUUUGCCGGCGGGACCCGGCACGCCCUCACCAAGCACCGCAGGCAGCACACAGGGGAGAAGCCUUUCAAAUGUGACGAGUGCAACUUUGCCUCCACCACCCAGUCACACCUGACCCGGCACAAGCGCGUACACACAGGGGAGAAGCCAUAUCGAUGCCCCUGGUGUGACUACAGGUCCAACUGCGCUGAAAACAUCCGCAAGCACAUUCUGCACACAGGCAAACAUGAAGGGGUCAAGAUGUACAACUGCCCCAAGUGUGACUACGGCACCAACAUUCCCGUGGAGUUCCGGAAUCACCUGAAGGAGCAGCAUCCUGACAUUGAGAACCCUGACCUGGCCUACCUGCAUGCAGGCAUCGUCUCCAAAUCCUAUGAAUGUCGCCUCAAGGGCCAGGGUGCCACCUUCGUAGAGACGGACAGUCCCUUCACAGCAGCCACACUGGCCGAAGAGGCGGCGGUGGCAGUAGCGGCGGCAGCAGUGGGCAAGGAGCGUCCGGCUCGAAGUGGGCGGCGAGCAGCUGCAGCCGAUGAGGUCCAGCAACUCAUCAUCAUCCAGGGCUAUGACGGCGAGUUUGCCCUGGAUGCGUCGGCCGAGGACACGGCGGCUGCCACGCUGCAGACACUGGCGCUGGCAGGUCAGGUGGCACGGGUGGUGCACAUCACUGAGGAUGGACAGGUCAUCGCCAGCGGCCAGGCAGGCAGCGCAUCGGGGCCGCAGGUGCUGGUGGUGGGCGGCUCAGCCGAGGCACCUGCAGGGGACGUGUCCCUGAGUCCCGUUGGCGGUGCCGUAGUCCCACAGGCAAGCCUGCCUGCACUAGGGGACCUGGCGCCACCUGACCCGGCUUCGGCCCUGGACGCACUACUGUGCGCCGUCUCUGAGCUGGGUGGCACCGACGACAAGGGCCGCGCAGGCGCCAAGGAGGUACUGCUGCAGCUGCCCGCGCCCGACGCACCGCUGCCCACAGCCUCGGAGCUGCCUGAGGCCAGCGAGCCGGGCCCCGAGCUGGUGCGGCCUGCGCAGGAGCGUGCGCAGGCAGCACUCAAGAAGGUGGUGCAGGGGGUCUUGCAGCUGGCCGUGUGUGGGGACGCGGGCAAAGAGGGCGUCACACAGCUCAUUGUAGACCCUGAGGGUGGCGUGCAGAUGGUGGCACGCGAUGGACCUCACCUGCUCCUGCACGAGACCCCAGGGGCCCCACACGCGCACGGGCAUGCAGCCGACAGCGAGUACCACCAGAUCAUUGUCACCGACGAGCUGGUGCAGGCCAUGGUACAGGGCGCAGCAGGCACCUUUCCCGACGGCCCCACACACUACAUCGUCACUGAGCUGCCCUCCGGGUCACAGGACCCUGGCGUGUUCGCACACACGCUGCUGGAGGCAGCCGAGUCACAGGAGCUCCUGCCGGCUGGGGUCCCUGCGGGCACCGAGCAGCUCACCAGCAUGGUCAUCUACACGCAGGAUGGCGCCCCAGCCGCCACCGUCAUCCAGAGCCAGAGGGACGGCAGCGGCCUGCAGGAGGCCUGAGCCCCUUGUGUCUCCCAUGACAGGGCCUCCCGGACACGCCCACACUCCCACCCGGCCUGGGUGGCCAGGACUGCUCGGACCAGCGGGGCACAGCCAAGGUCGCCGGCAGGAUUCGCCUCGCCCUCCCAGUUUCCUGUUACAGGUUUUUCUUCCACUAGUCAUUGUGCCCAGGUAAAACCGAGGGAGCAUCUGGACCCCAGAGAUAUUUUUCAGGUCUGAUUCAGAGGGUGCCCUGGGUGGGGACAUGUUUGUGCAUGCCCCAGGGAGAUGGUUUGUGCAGAAGGUCCUAUCUCCAUGUGCUUGGGUGGAGCCUGGACCCUGUAUCUGUUUUCUCAGCCCCAGCUCUGUACUUGGUGGCAAGUCUAAGCUCACAGCUCUUUUAUCAGAGUCCGCUUGAUUCGAGCAGUUCAGUUUGGGGGAACCACAGGGUCCCAAGCCCCGGGCUGUGGGUUGGUUUCUGAGUCCCUUGUUGUCCACGGUGCUCCAGCACAUGCCGUCUAGCCCCGCUGCUCUGGCCCUAUUUCUCCUCCCACAGGGUCUGGGGGCCGAUAUAUCUGUGGGGUGGACUUUGAGCUGCACCCAGCCCGCAACCUUGGGGACUUAGCAAACACGGGUGUCUCAGGGCCCAGCAGUGUAGUUCUUCUGCCACCUACUUUCCAGAAUUGUAAGAUAAUUGUCCCUGAUGCAAAUGUUAUUUCUCUUGGUUUUUUUUUUUCCUUU
Molecule: messenger RNA, 7260 nt
Organism: Suncus etruscus (white-toothed pygmy shrew)
Lineage: Eukaryota; Metazoa; Chordata; Mammalia; Eulipotyphla; Soricidae
Gene: ZNF407
Product: zinc finger protein 407
Exons: 8
Coding region: 1-6540 (2179 amino acids)
Biological process (GO): regulation of gene expression
Cellular component (GO): nucleus
Molecular function (GO): zinc ion binding; nucleic acid binding
Source: RefSeq, a predicted model, not a curated record